Molecule: messenger RNA, 1731 nt
Organism: Linum trigynum
Lineage: Eukaryota; Viridiplantae; Streptophyta; Magnoliopsida; Malpighiales; Linaceae
Source: the annotation of a GenBank genome assembly
AUGAGAUUACUCUUAGCUCCGGCUCUCUUCUUCUGUGCUCUCCUCGUCUGCUUUCCGGCCACUGAAUCAGCCAAUGGAGAUUCCAACUCCACCGCGGAGGUAAAUGCAACCCUGGAUUCCAACUCCACGAAACUCAGAUCCAGGGAGGACACCUUCGCCUUCAUGAUCGAUCGCGCACUGGAGAAGGAGUUCAAUGAGACGGACCAGGGUGAAGCCACUGAUCCCGGCAGCUUCAAUAACAGUGUUGCUGGACAGCAGGCAGUUUUGGAGACUGUUGCCAGGGUCACAACCAAGAAGAAUGAAUCCAAGGAAGAGAAGUCCUUUCAGUUUCAUAGUGUUUUCAAUUUUGACAAUGAUAACCGAGGGGAAGAUGCUCCAAGAUUGAUUGAUAAAAAGGACAAUGUCUUUAUAAUAUCAAAUCCGAAGUCCAAAUAUCCUGUGCUACAACUUGACUUAACUUUGAUAUCAGAUCUAGUGGUUGUCAUCGUUUCUGCUGCUUGUGGUGGAAUAGCAUUUGCUUGUGCUGGACAACCGGUAUUUACUGGAUACCUGCUAGCAGGAUCUGUAAUUGGGCCAGGGGGCUUCAGCUUUGUCAGUGAAAUGGUACAGGUGGAGACAGUGGCACAAUUUGGUGUUAUUUUCCUCCUGUUUGCACUGGGUCUGGAGUUCUCCGUCACCAAGCUUCGCGUUGUCCGAGCAGUUGCUGUUGUUGGAGGCCUUCUCCAGAUUUCACUCUUUAUGUGCCUUUGUGGAUUGAUAGCCUCGUUCUGUGGAGGUAAGCCUUCAGAGGGAGUAUUUGUUGGUGCAUUUCUCUCAAUGUCUUCGACUGCUGUGGUUUUGAAAUUUCUGAUGGAAAGAAAUAGCAUAAAUACCCUGUACGGUCAGGUCACUGUCGGUACCCUCAUUCUGCAGGACUGUGCUGUUGGCCUGCUGUUUGCUUUACUGCCUGUCCUUGGUGGUACAUCUGGCGUUCUUCAGGGGGUGAUAUCCAUGUCUAAAUUGUUAGUGUUGCUACUUGCGUUUUUGGCCGCUUUAACAAUUCUAUCUCGUACCUGUGUACCAUGGUUCCUAAAGCUUAUGAUCAGCUUAUCAUCACAGACUAAUGAACUCUACCAGUUGGCAUCAGUGGCAUUCUGUCUGCUUGUCGCCUGGUGUAGUGACAAGUUGGGCCUAAGCCUUGAACUGGGAUCCUUUGCUGCCGGUGUGAUGAUAUCCACGACUGAUCUUGCCCAACAUACACUCGAGCAAGUGGAACCAGUUCGCAACUUAUUUGCCGCUCUCUUUUUAGCUAGCAUUGGGAUGUUAAUACAUGUCCAAUUCCUGUGGAAUCACGUUGAUAUAUUACUUGCUUCCGUACUGUUGGUCAUUGUUGUAAAAACUAUCAUUACUGCAUCUGUAGUCAAAGGAUUCAGAUACAACAACAAAACUGCACUCCUUGUUGGGAUGACCCUCGCACAAAUUGGGGAAUUUUCCUUUGUUCUUCUAAGUCGUGCUUCUAAUCUCCAUCUGAUUGAGGGUAAAUUGUAUCUACUGCUUCUCGGAACGACAGCCCUCAGUCUGGUGACGACCCCAUUUCUUUUCAAGUUAAUUCCUGCCGUGGUACACCUUGGAGUGCUGUUGCGGUGGUUCCUUCCAGACAGCGCCCACGAGAUUGGGUAUAAAGGAGAUAGCUUUCUGUCAGACAGCGCCAAGCGCAUAACUGUGAUGGUCCACGGCAAUCACCAUUCAUGA